Messenger RNA from Diplodia corticola, 1236 nucleotides. RefSeq lists its product as uncharacterized. Lineage: Eukaryota; Fungi; Ascomycota; Dothideomycetes; Botryosphaeriales; Botryosphaeriaceae. The record is from RefSeq and is a predicted model, not a curated record. The coding region runs from base 1 to 1236 and encodes 411 amino acids. The transcript has a single exon.
AUGGCUGAGGCGGUCGGCAUCGCCGCCGCCGCGGUGCACUUCGUCGAAAUCGGCACCAAACUCCUCAUCGCUGCCAGCAAACUCCGCUCAAGACUCGACAAUGCGCCAGACAAGGUCAAGAAUUCUGAGCGGUCAGUCAAGCACCUCAUCAGCCUCGUGCAGAAACCACAGACCGACCUCCGACCGACCUCUCCAACAUCCCUCGCAAACUUCCUCUCCGACGACAGCAAGCUUGAAGCCAAAGACAUACUGGAUGACUGCACCUGUGAAGCGUCGGAGCUUCUGGGAAUCCUGAAUAGGCUCAUAUCCAAGGCGGACGAUACAUUCGUGAAGGGGAAGAUGCGUGCAUUCUCAUACAUCAAGAAGGAAGACGAGAUAUCUGAACGUUGCAAGCGUUUGGAUGACUUGAAGUCGUACCUUGGAAUCUGGUACCACCACCAGAGCGUGUCGCUGCUCAAAGAGCAGCUCAUGGUCACUUCUGUUGCGAAUGCCGCCAUCGAGACACUUGGGAGUCGUGUCGAUGCCGGAUUCGCGGCCAUUGCACAUUCCUCACAGCAACAACACACCACCGUCACAGUGGGCUCUUCUCGGCAAUCUGUAAGGAUCUCAGCGCCUGGAUACCCUCAUUCUGCUAACUGUCCACAGAUGAGCGUUGACUUCUCAAUAUCUCCCCGCGCCCACCAAAAUCGAAAUAGCUCGCUUCGAGGAUUCCACCCGGGCUGCACCUGCGAGCGGUCCCAACUUGUGAAAUCAACGUCUCGUGUCGGGCCAGCCGUUUUUACCCACAUGACGACCGAAUAUCAUGAGCGAGAUUGCCCUUGCAGUUGCGUGUACCAAACGAAGGACUCCGAAACCUGCGUCAAGGUCACCUUACCUCGUCUUUUUGCCCGACAUGUGGAGCUGUCGUUCAAAGGCAUCUGUGCCAGGGGUGGAGUCUCACUGUAUCCAAGCUUGCGGAUAACAAAUAUCGUGGAUACCAAAACCUCUUCAGCCUUUCGUCACGUAGCAGCCGCCAGGGAGCGUGUGCACAAAACACUCUUCGACGAACCGACAUCGGACUUGGCCAGUAAUUUCAUAAACAGUCUCUACGAGGAUUUCGAUUUUGCACAAGUAUCUAUCUUGCAGGUGAUCCUUGACGAGCUAUACAUGGAUUUAAGGAAAGACUUCAUAACCGGAGUCUCCUCCGUUAGAGAUAUGUGUGUGGAUGGUACGUCGCUACUACAGGUAAGUGUGUAA